AUGAUUUCAUCGAAAUCUGACUGCCUUAAAGAUACUGUGACUGUUUUAAUAAACGCUAUUGGAGAUAACGAUAACGCUGUCAACAAUGUUGUAAUUAAAUCUCUUACGAAAAUAGCGAAUAUCCAUCCAAAUGAAGUUAUUGAAAUAUUUUGCGACUUUUACAAAAAUACAGUAAAGAGCAACGUUAUACAACUAGGAAAUAUAGUGAAGGUACUGGAACAGACAUGUGUAAAUCAAGUGAAGAAAAUAGAUUCAAAAAUUGCAAAUGAGCUUGUAAACUCUAUGCUCCGUGCGAUGAUGGAGAAUCCAAACUAUGAGCCUGUAGUACAAAUGGGGGCUUCAGCUGUUUUGGUAGCUAUUGGGCAUGAAUACUUGGAUCUGGUACUUCGCUCUCUCAUAAACCAAAUGACACCUGCUUCUGUACCGCACUACACUAUAGCACACACACUAGGAACUCUUGCUGCAGUCAAUACCCAUGGGGUGGUGCCUCAUGUCAAGGAAAUUCUUGGCAAAAUGCUACCUUUACUCACUUUGGUCAAACAAGAUGGUGUCAAACAAGCUUUUGCUUAUGCUUUCGGACAUUUUGCAGUCGCUGUGUCUGAGCAAAUAGGUGACAACGUUGAAAAUGACAAUAUUACAUCUAUUAAAGACAACUUUGUUACGGAAUUUACAAUAGUCUUUGACGUGUUAUACAACCAAUGGCUGCCAUCCCAUGAGCCUAAAGUAUCGGAAUCAGUGCUCGAAGCUUUAGGCCCUAUCACUCGUCUUAUAUCAGAGAGACAGUUCAAUGAGACUGUCAAUAAAUUUGUGCUCUCCCUUUUAUCUCUUUAUCGCAAACCAGUCAUCAAUUUCUAUUGCAUUAGUCAAUGUAUUUCCUAUUUGUUGUCUCCUUCGCCAUUGAACCCAAAAUUGACUCUAAAUGAUAAUGUGAUCAAUUCAAUAAAUAACGUGCUAUUUAAUUUGGUCCUUCUCGAGCCGGAUUAUGACCAGCCCCAUACAGUGAAGAACCAUUUCGAAGUACUUCGUUGUUUCGACCACAUGACGGGACAAUUCCCAGAUCAAACCGUAGAGAAUUUGUUACAUCACUGCAGAAAUAAUCAGGAAAAAGAGCGAAUGAGAGCCGUUAUAAUAUUGACGCAUUUGACAACUUCGUCUCAAGUAUUUAUUGAAAACUUCGCAACGAAGUUUAUAACUAUAUUGAAAAUUAUGAUCGCUAUGGAGCAAGGGAUUAAAAUGAAAAAGUUGUUAGUUAAAGCGAUAGUCGGACUCGUGUAUAGAAAUUGUAUAAUGGCAUCUGAAGAUUUUGCUAUGGUCGAGUUUAUUAUAAAGCAUUGCGGGUACGAAGCUCCUGCUAAUGUUCCUAAAGCUGAUGUUUUGGACUUGCACGAUACUUGCAGGAGCUCAUUAAUACUAAUGUGCAAUACUGUCACGAGUGUGCGCACACAAUUACGCAAUUUGUUGUUAAUUGCUCUAACUAUAGAUGACUUUACGACAUCCAUGUCCACUAUAACACAUUGCCUGACUUCUUUAUUGCAAAAUAAUUCCGAAAUCACUGAAGAGCAGUCAGAUAAAAGUAAUGAAGUGUUAUGUUCACCAGAUUUGGUUUUCGUUCGUUGCAUUACUCACGUUGUUGAUCCAGAUCAAACAGAGCUGAAUAAGAAUGUGCUCAUAUUUCUUGAAGAAUUUUCCGGUGAUAUUCAUAAGAAUUUAAAAAAUUCUUGGACUAUUGAGAUUCAGAGAUUGCUGAAAUUUGUGGAAAAAAAUGAAUCGAAAGAACAGUGGCAAGGCAUGCUGUUGAGCCUCCUAGUCUCUGCAGUGGAACAAGUUAAUAGUAAUAAGUGGGUAGAAACCAUUUCGACGUUAAUUUCUCAACAAAUCAUGGCCAAAAAGCAACCGCCAAUAAUAAAAGGCGUAUCUUUGCAGUACUUAGCUGUUUUAUCGUGUCACAUGUCUAAUGCAGCCGUUGUUGAAACAGUUCUGAAAAUUAUUUUAUUUGCGCUAAAAUCAAUCCCUAUAGAAAGUGUUGAAUAUGUCAGCAAAGCCGUUGGCAUCGCUUCUCGGCAACACGGCGAGUUCGUUCUAAACGAAUUAGAUGCGACAUACAAGGAAAAUGAAGCGAGACGUGGGAACAAGUUUAUAAAUUUUCUUUCCUCUAGAUCUUCUAAAACUGAGGCUGAAUUGGCUUCGGUCAAGUAUGCAAUAAUAACUUGUUAUGGCCAAGUGGCAUGUGAGUGUCUCGACGUACACGUGUUAGCAAGACUUGGUGAAAACGUUACGUCUAUAUUGUUUGAGAUUUUGAAAUCAAGUCCACCCUUUGAUUUGUGUAAAGCUAGUGUUACUACGCUUUACGAAAUAGGCAAAGCUUUGCAUCCAGCCUCCCAUCACAACGUGGCAUUGAGAAACCGCUGGCAAUUACUAAAUGCUGUCCUUGAACAGAUAUACAAUACGAAUCUCGAAAAGCGCAAUGUAGAGUUAUUCCCAAUAGUAGUGAAAGCAUCGAAAGCGCUAACAAAAUUACAAAAAGGUAUCUUACCUGAAGAAAGGAAUACCAUAUUACGAGUUUUAUUCAACAGUAUAUUCGGAGAGCUUUCAUCAUUCAAAAGAAAAUACGAGAUAGAAGGAAAUGCAGACAAAAAUGAUCUUUUAGCAAAGACGUUAAACGAUUCAUUGAGCCUUUUACACGAAUUAAUUAGGGAAUUGAUUAUCCAAUCGACUUGCUUAAGCACAAUUGAUGACAUCGUCACCUUGUUAAUUGAAUGGAUGCGACAUGAAAACGAUGAGAUUAGAACAGCAUCUACGCUAAUACUGCAAGUUGUUUUCGACGCGUAUAUAAAAAAUGUUAAACUAAACUACGAAACGCCCAGCAAAUUUGGUCAAAUGGGUUUCUUAUUGGGACUUAUCGUACCCGGAGUCGCUGAUACUAAUUUUCCAGUUCGAUUAACUACAGUGGAUUGCAUUAAAUUGAUAAUACAGAUCCAAGAUUUAUAUGAGGGUCAUAUAGUGGAGCCGGAAGAUGAAUGUAUGGCGGCGUUGUCCCAUCUCCAAAACAAUAUACUAACGAACGACCUAAAUAUGAUAAGCGAUUAUUGCACUAAGUUAUGCGAAACUAUAACACCAAAAAUACCUCAUCUGCAUACUAUGCAGUUUAUCGAAAGUUUGCUAGAAGGUUAUGAUAACCAAGAGUUACGAAGUGUCGGGAUAAGUUCAAUUUUAGACUCCUUCAUUAUAACGAAAGGGCAAGAUCUGUUCCAAAGUAUUGAAAGGAUUGUGGAGAUACUGUUGAUAACGAUGGAUGAGGUUGUGGAUGAUGCUCGUAAGAGGCUUUUGAGGCCGCUGACGUCAUUGACACGACACCAUUCCAAUGCAGUUACAGCUGUUUUGUUAGCGCAAAGGAUUCCUCUGAAAGGAUGUGUCGUAGCAUGCUGGAGAUACUUAGCUCGAGACGAGACCCUGUCCGCCGCUAUUGUCGACAACUUCCUGCGGUUGAUGACUUCGAUAGAAUUGUAUGAAGACCCAUACCAUAUUACUGAAAAUCAUAUAGCUGCUUUGCAACCUUUGACUCUAAUCAGUGCACUCGGGGAAAUGUUACAAGAGGAGUCGAUGCGUCCCAUCUGCCUUGAGAAAUUCCCGGAUUUAUUCAUAGUUCUGUAUACAACUCUGGCUUGUUACAUAGAGGCAGAACCGCCGGCAUACUCCCUCCCUCAGAAUAAAGGGCAAGAGAGAUUCGGGUUUAUUCCCAAUAGAGAAGCUAUCAAGUUAUCACCUGCGAAAAUUACUAUUAAUACGUUUAAUUUGUUUUUGGAAAGAGCUGAUUGUUAUAAGGUGAAGGAGGCGUGCUCCCUCUGCCUCUCCAUCGAGCACGGCGACAGCGCGCGCACGCUGCUGGAGCUGGCGCCGCUGCUGGGCGGCGCCGUGAGCCGCGCGCUGCCCGCGCAGCUGCCGCGCCUGCUCGCGCGCGCCGCGCACUACGCGCGCUCCGCGCUGCCGCCGCAGCGCUGCGCGGCGCUCGCGCUGCUAGCCGACUCCUUGCAUUAUAGAUGCAACGACAACCCAGUGCUGAUAGAGUCAGUGCUGUCGUCGCUCAGCACGGGGUGGAAGGACGCGCACGGGCGCGUGCGCGCGGCGUGCCUGCGCGGCGCGGCGCACGUGGCGCGCCUGCGGCCGGCGCAGCGCGGCGCCGCGCUGCCCGCCGCGCUCGCCGCGCUCGGCCAGGGCAUGGACGCACACAGCGCCGCAUCUCCACUAGACAACGUACCACUCGCAGCCAUACAAGGUCUAAGUCGUCUGCUCACAGAUAUAGAAAAAUUAGAAAAGGAGUACGAUAGAGAGCUAUUAUCAAUCUCUCAGAAAAUAAGACCGUUCAUGAACACGGAAUGCCCUUUGCUGAGAGAGAAUUCUAUACGAUUAUUUGGUAUUAUUGCGGGAAGAGUGAAAUCUGAGGCGUUAGUGGAACAAGCUGUGACGUCGCUGCCUUGCUUUUUGUUGCAUCUGUGCGAUAAUAAUUUAGCUGUUGUGAGGGCCAGCAAAUUCACACUCCGCCAAGUUUUCAAAACGUUCAACGUGAAAAAGUCCAACGACUUUGUACAAACUCACCUGUUAGAUGAAGGAAGGUUAUAUUUGGAUGAGUUUCUUUCGGCGUUGCUGAGGCAGUUGGCAGAUGAGAUGCCAAGUUCCGUGGCCAAGUGCCUUCAGACGGCUGUGAACUAUCUCCACUGUGCGAGGGAAGAGAUGAAACCCCACCCGCCAUUGUUGUUAGGCCUUCUCUACUCAGAACUAUACCGUAUAAAGGAUAAGUACCCCGACGAUACAGACCUGGACCCUGAAAUUACUCGUAAUGCUCGAAGUCGACUUCUAACCCUUAUAAAGGACCAAAACAGCCAAGUCCGACAGAACUCCGCCAUGGCCCUCGCAAAUAUAUGCCUAGUAUCAACACUC
This is a messenger RNA of Brenthis ino (lesser marbled fritillary), 4935 nucleotides long. The record is from the annotation of a GenBank genome assembly. Lineage: Eukaryota; Metazoa; Arthropoda; Insecta; Lepidoptera; Nymphalidae.